This is a messenger RNA of Coffea eugenioides, 872 nucleotides long. RefSeq lists its product as uncharacterized. The transcript has 5 exons. The record is from RefSeq and is a predicted model, not a curated record. Lineage: Eukaryota; Viridiplantae; Streptophyta; Magnoliopsida; Gentianales; Rubiaceae. The coding region runs from base 1 to 324 and encodes 107 amino acids.
AUGCCCAUUUUUUCUCUCCUUUCUUCAUCAUCAGUCUCACUCUUCACUUCAUCUUCCCUUCAAUCAUCCUCUAAUUUCUCUCAUCUUCUUCCUCUUUUCUUUUCUUUGGUUUUUAUUGUUUUUGAUUCUGACCGAGAGCAACAACAAGAGGAAAUUACAGUAUUACGGGUCUCCUCCGGCCUCAAGAGGGUUAAGUUUCGUCCGGGCAUGACAAGUUUCAUGAGAUCUAUGUUCUCGACAGAGAGACCAUCGAUUUCCUAUUCAGGAUUAUGGACCAGCUGGUUAUUCAAUGUUGAAAGAUUGCAUAGGGUUCAUAUAGAGUGAUCAAUUUUUGAGGUAACCUUUUUUUGAUCUGUCUCCACUGUUUAAUUAUCUACUUUUUUGUGUUUUUCAUGUUUUGAUUUUCCCCAACUCUUCUAUUCCUGACACACCUACUCUUAAUGAAUAAGUUACUUACAAUGGCUUUUUUUCACAUGUUUCCAAAAAUUGACUGUCUUAUGGGCCUAGGUGGUUAGAUAAAAAGUCUGAGCUUUUGGAGGUUGAGCAAGGCAAAUGUUCCAUGACCUUAGAUCACUAUUAUUUUUUACAGUGAACAUUAUAGAUUUGUGUAUUGUGUUUUUGAAUCAAUUAUGAAAUCAUGACCCCAGUUUCAAUGGUAAUUUUGUCCAUAGCCCUUGGUUAAUUGGGUUUUUUGCAAACAUUGUGUGGAUUGAGGGUGUGUUCUCUGCACUGAGAUUGUGAUAUGUUAUUUUCGAAAGACUGAGGUUAUCCUUUAUGGUUGGUUUGUGUUUUCCUGUGAAUUGAGUGGACUACGUAAGUUUUUUCAUUAGUACUUACUGUUGCCUGCAUGUAUCUGUUGCACAUUGUACAAA